AGACUCUGAUAUACCGAUACGACACUUCUCGUGUUGGAGAAUAACCUUUCUAACCCAAUCGAAUAUCUUCUACGAAACCAUCGAACCAUGAAGCCCGGUUCUGAAAUCGACCUCAAUCCACCUCUCCCAAAACUAGUUGCUGUCGAUCUUGAUUACACUCUUUGGCCUUGCUGGGUUGAUACUCAUAUUCAUCCACCUCUCAAGCCCACCAACAAACCCGGAGAACUCGUCGAUAAAGCGGGUCGAAAGUUAUCAUUCUUUACUGAUGUACCGCACAUUUUAGCCACACUUCAAUCUGUUGGAGUUAAGAUUGCUGCAUGCUCUCGUACUCAUAGACCAGAUAUUGCUCGCCAAGCCCUAUCAGAUAUAAGAAUCCCUCGAAAACCUAAUUCUUCAUCGGAUGAGCAAGAGCAAGAUUUGAUUCGAUCGAUUGAUCUGUUUGAUAAUUUACAAAUCUAUCCAGGUUCGAAAUUAAGUCACUUUGAAACGAUUCAAAAAGAAAUGAAGAUUGAAUACAAAGAUAUACUUUUCUUUGAUGACGAACCAAGGAAUUCAGAAGUCGAAAGAUUAGGUGUACACUUUAUGUUAGUUGAUGAUUCGAUUGGAUUAAAUUGGGAUACCUUUAUGAAAGGAUUAAAUGCUUGGAGAUCUAAACAAGUCGAAUAGAUUGGGAUUCGGUUUUCUUAUUAAUAAAAGAUGUCAAAAUGAAGAUCCUACUUCUUUAGACUGUCACACGGUGUAUGACCUCAACGGAUUUUCUUCUUUGUAACUUCAAGAACUCUUCCUACUCUUGAGAGUUGUAUAUUUACAACACGUAAUUUCUUUUCUCAAUCUUUGUAGUGAGCUUUAAAUAGAUGUUGGAUACUCUUUAAUUUACUGACAAAAAAGUAAACCAGUCCUCAAUUAAUUAUGCGC
Molecule: messenger RNA, 915 nt
Organism: Melampsora larici-populina 98AG31
Lineage: Eukaryota; Fungi; Basidiomycota; Pucciniomycetes; Pucciniales; Melampsoraceae
Exons: 2
Coding region: 88-666 (192 amino acids)
Molecular function (GO): acid phosphatase activity
Source: RefSeq, a predicted model, not a curated record